Messenger RNA from Megalops cyprinoides (Indo-Pacific tarpon), 3093 nucleotides. It is a transcript of the gene kif28, whose product is annotated as kinesin family member 28. NCBI's taxonomy places the organism in Eukaryota, Metazoa, Chordata, Actinopteri, Elopiformes, Megalopidae. Gene Ontology annotation, molecular function: microtubule binding; ATP hydrolysis activity; ATP binding. The coding region runs from base 1 to 3093 and encodes 1030 amino acids. Gene Ontology annotation, biological process: microtubule-based movement; cytoskeleton-dependent intracellular transport. The transcript is spliced from 23 exons. The record is from RefSeq and is a predicted model, not a curated record. Gene Ontology annotation, cellular component: kinesin complex; microtubule.
AUGCCCGGGAAAGACUGCGUGAAGGUGGCCGUCCGCCUGCGGCCCUUCAACAAGAGAGAGAGGGAUGCCGGCAGCCGCUGUAUCAUCACCAUGAGCUCCAAUGUCACCACCAUCCAGGACCCACGCAACCAGCAGGCCCGGCGGACUUUCACCUUCGACCAUGCCUACUGGUCCCACAGCGGCUUCAUCAGGAACAAGGACGGCCUUUUCGUCCCCGAGGAGCAGGGCAGCCGCUAUGCAGACCAGAGCCAUGUGUUUCAGGACCUGGGAGAGGGGAUACUAGAGAAUGCCCUGCAGGGCUACAACGCCACCCUGCUGGCAUACGGUCAGACAGGCUCCGGGAAGAGCUACUCCAUGGUCGGGUAUGGACCCAACAAGGGCCUGGUGCCAACCCUCUGCGAGAGGCUCUUCCAGGCUCUGAAAAUCAACCAGGAGGGUAGGCAAUGCCAGAUCUUUUUCAGCAUGUUAGAAAUUUACAACGAACAGGUGAUCGACCUGCUCUCCCGGGGGGCGGGCACGCGGUCCGGGGGCGGGCUGAAGGUUCGGGAGGAUCUGCAGUGGGGGUUUUACGUGGAGGGGCUGAGGAGGGUGCCGUGCGACAGCGCCGCCCUAGUGGCACAGCUGAUGGAGCAGGGAACCCGCACGCGCACCACAGCCGCCACCCACAUGAACGCCAACAGCAGCCGCUCACACAUGCUCAUCAUCGUGCAGCUCAAGCAAAUCUUCUCCAAGGAGAACAUCACCAAGCAGUCCAACAUUAACCUGGUGGACCUGGCAGGCAGCGAGAGGCAGAGGUCGUCGGGGUCGGAGGCCGACCGACUGAAGGAGGGCACCGCCAUCAACCUCAGCCUGACCACGCUGGGCAACGUCAUCAGCUCCCUGGCAGAUGUGACUUUAGGGAAGAGAGUGGUUCACAUCCCCUACAGAGAUUCGGUCCUCACAAAGCUGCUGCAGUCUGCGCUCGGGGGGAACAGCCGAACCGUCAUGAUUGCAACACUAAGCCCAGCAGAUAUCUGUUAUGAGGAAUCCCUCUCCACCCUGCGCUACGCUGACAGGGCCAAGCGGAUCCAGAACCGGGCAGUGGUCAACGAGAGCCCCACGGAGCGGCUCAUCAAGGAGCUGAAGGCGGAGAACGCCAAGCUGCUGACCCGCCUGAGCCGGCUGGGGCAGGAGGGGCGUGGGACGGAGGACGAAUCGAAGGAGCUGAGAAGGAUUCUGACUCACAAUGAGCUGCAGAUCCGGGCCAUCCAGACCAUGUGGGAACAGCACCUGCAGGAGGCGCUCAAGGACUGGGAGCAGCAGUAUGCCACCAUCACCCAGGAGCGAAGGAUGAUGCAGACCCACCCUUACAUCCUGAACAUUAACGAGGACCCCCAGCUCUCAGGGGUGGUGAAACUCUUCAUCCAGGAAGGUGAAUGGGACAUAGGGCUAUCAGACAACUCACCCAGGGCGAUCACAAUCAAAGGACUUGGUAUUCAGGAGAAACAUGCGGUCUUCACCAAUCAGGAGCGUAGAGUGGCCAUCACUCCAGAGGCAGGGGCAAAGGUCAUCGUGAACGGAGUGCCAGUCUCCCACAGGACAGAGCUACAGCACGUGGACCGCCUCAUUCUGGGCUCAAACAGCACGUACCUGUUUGUGGGCUUCCCUUCAGAGCGUAGCGGGGAGGACUGGAGCCGCUACGACUACGACUACUUCCAGUCCGAGCUGGCAGCCGCUGAGGGCUUCCACAUACACUCACUGUGCGAGGAGCACAACCCAGGUAAGAGAGACCAGGCUGACCCCAGCUUGCUGGCCGUGUUCUACGACUACAUCAAGGUGAUGCCAAUGGUGGCGGAGGCUAACCAGAUGAGCCAGGAGCUUCGCAAAGGGGUCCAGUUCAAGCUGGAGAUAAAAAACCUGGCCAUGUCUGACUCUAAAGGUCACGACCUUCAGAAGGAGGUCGCUGUGAGGGUCACGGCGCUGGAAAACAAACAGGUGUGGGUGUGGUCUAAAGCCAAGUUCAUCAACCGCAAGUUCCUGAUGGAGGAGCUGUACCAGCAGCAGGUGGUGGAGGCCGAGGGGGGUGGCCGGUCGCCCCCGCCCCCGCCACGGGACAGGGACCCGUUCUGGGACCCCCUGGAGCCCCUCCACCUGGGCAGCGCCCACCUGUGGCUGCAGUCCCUGGCCUUCCGGAUCCCGCUGGAGGAGCAGGUGGAGGUGCUGGGGCCAGAGGGCACGGAGGAGGCCAUCCUGCAGACUCAGCUGAUCCCCUGCAGCCCAGCAGGAUUGCCCCUGGGAGAGGAGGACAUCCUCAUCGACCCCACAGAGCUGCUGGGCAGGAGGCUGGACUUCCAGCUGGUGCUGGAGCAGUGCUGUGGCCUCCGCUGGCUGAGAGAGGCCAGGGACAGGGGGGUGCAGAUCGGGUUCCGGGUGUACGAUAACCCUCGAACCCUGUACACCCCGGCGGUCUGGCACAGCGUGAACACGGAGCUGAACCACAGAGUCCAGUUCACCGUGACGAGGACCACCCAGGAAUUCCUCAGCUACCUGCAGACCAACGCGCUGGUUCUGGAGCUCUGGGGCCUUCAGGCUGGAUGCGCGGAAAUGACCUCUGACCUGCAGAGUGUAAAGACAACUCCGGAAGGAAGUGUCAUCAUCGAUGAGGCCAACAUAACGGAAACCGGGCCUGCCUCAGAGCUGAGCUCCUCCCUCCAAGCCCUGCAGCAGGAGCUGGAUCAGCUGAGGAAGGCCAACGCCGCCCUGCGUAAAGAGAACAGCGCCCUCAGGGACCAGCUCAACACCCCCGCCACCGCCACCAGAGAGGGUGAGCCCGUCAGGCAAAGCAGCUUGAGGCCCAGCUGCGACGCGGAGUUCGCCAGGGCGCUGAAGGUCUUCUACCACAGCAUGACCUCCGUGCGCGGCCAGCUGCAGAGGCUGCGCAGACACAAGCCCAGCGAGGAGGCAGACCUGUCGAGCCUGAGGCUGUUUGUGGAGGAGCAGGGGCGCCUUCUGCGGGAUUUCGGGGAGCAGCUGGAGCAGAGCGUCACCGCGCUCAAGCAGGACGUGGCCGCCAUCGUGCGGAGGAAGCGGGAGAGGUCCGGGAUCUGGUCCUGA